Molecule: messenger RNA, 1662 nt
Organism: Perca flavescens (yellow perch)
Lineage: Eukaryota; Metazoa; Chordata; Actinopteri; Perciformes; Percidae
Product: paralemmin-2
Exons: 3
Coding region: 440-1117 (225 amino acids)
Source: RefSeq, a predicted model, not a curated record
GUAACUAUUUAUGCUCGCGCGUGGUGGUACUAGUUGCAGUCUUCUCCUGAACAGAGGUGUCGCAACUGAGGAAAGGCUACCGACUUGGCUAUUUCUACGGACUAUAAGAAGAGGAAACAUGUAAACAAUGGCAGAACUGGCAGCAGCAUUGAUGUCAAUGUCAACAGUGGAUAAGAUGAUAUUGAAGUCAAUGAAUGAGGAAUAACAGCUGCUUUUGAGCCUGCAUGCAAAGAAACGAAGGAAAAGAAGGUGGAAUGUUCAUCCUUUGAAUAACGCCAGACAUAAAUAUGAUUCCAGACGGAAGAGAAAUCACUUUCUCCAGCUGUACAGUUCACGGACACAUGCUGGCUCAUCCCACCUCUGCCAUGUGAUUUUCAUUACAGCAACUUGGGGAAGAGUUCGACUGUGGAAGCCUCAAGUGCGGCAAGGGAAAAAAUACAUGAAGAAUCAAGGAAAAGGCAACACUGCUGUCAGCAUCCCCCUCUCUUCCCCACCAGGGAGCAGCAGUGUGCAAGUCUACCAUGACUACCAGAGUGUGGCUUUUAAGAUGUAUCCUGGGAAUGGUCAUGCUUUAGAAAAUGGCUCUCACACCAGGAGAGACGGAGAUGGUAACGGCAAGAUGUCCUCUGUUCCAGACAUCAUAUCUGACAGCCAGGACCCGAUGUUCAGGUACAGCAUGAGAGACGACAGCGUUGAAAGGAACUCAGCAUCGAUGAUUGAUUCGAGCAGCCAGGCCUAUUCAGGGCCAGAGGACAACUCCACAGACCCACAUGAGGCCCUGACAGAGACUUCAACUCUGACCUUUGUGGAUGUCCACACCAUGGAUGAAUCAGCAGAGAACCACAGUCUCCACGGUGUGGCGAUGGUUUACCUCAAGGAGUUUGUGCUGAUAGAUGAUGAUGAUGAUGGAGACAUGUCGCUAAGAGAGAAAACAGUGACAGACUUGUCCGUCAUGGAUGGAAAAGCUGCUGACCUGGUGUGCGGGAGGCUGUUGUCCACCUCUAGUGGCUCGGUGUCAGAGUGUAAGGAGGAAUCUCCGGCUCCUGAAGCACCUCCGCCUGGGGAAGUUGAGACUGCACGUGGAAAGAAACGCUGCUGUUUCUGCACUGUUUUAUGACAAAGCAGCAGUUUGUUGUGUCCAAGAUCAGGACUGUAAAGCUGUCCCUGACUCUUUUCUGAUCACUCUGGCAAACUUUUGCUACAUACUACUGGGUUUAUGCUGUAUGUGUGUUCCUGUUGAAAUGCAGAGCACAUUUACAGGCAUGGCACUUACAUACUUUAGUGUGAUUUUGUUUUCAGAUGUUUUCUUUUACUCACAUUUUCUGGCACUGAUUUUACAGAGCCAUUACUAUAAAUUAAGAAACAGCAUUCAAACAGCAAACAUAUUUUUUGUUUAUCUCAAAUGUCAGCAACUAAUGUGUUUUUGUACCACUCAUUAUUUACCUAAUUAUGAAAUGUGUAAGAGCCGUAAUGCUUUCUGUGUGAUUUACAUUGAUUAAUCAUAAUCAUUAAUCAUUUUUAAGUUUAACAAACAUACCUCUGAAGUCUAGUAUAAAAUUGUGAUACUAAAAAAUGCAUGUUCCAGUAAUAUUUGAUAUUAAUAACAGACUUUGUGAUAGCUACACGGGUCUACAAAAAUCAGGUGCUAACAACAAAUAAAGA